CUCAAGCCUGUUGCCACUCGCCAUAUACGCUGGGAACAAUCCCCUUUGACAACGAACCCCCCGAUGAGCUUCCGUGCACUACGCAGGAUGAGAGCUUCGACCUAGAAGGAGGGGGCAACAUGAUCGUACUUCCAUCAGGGAGAGCCGCGUGGAGAAGGAAGGAGCGGGAGCAAGACCAGUUUGUGCACGUCAGAUACACGAGCAGGCUUAUGGAGGCGGUUCCUCUUAGAAGCAUGGUCCUGGAGGCACUCAGGCAGGUGAUGGGGGAAAGACAGGUGAAUUGGCUGGAGGAUGUGGUCAUCAGGUGGCGAUAUGACGAUGUCUUGGGUGACAAGGUUUGCAAACCGGCGAGGGUGUUCAGGAAGUUCAGGAUGAACGAGUGGGAGGCGGGAUACGUACCUGAGUUCUACCAAUGCGGCGCAGGGAGGCACGCUGAAUUCCUCAGCACUGCCACCAUCAGGAUGCUCCCAGAGGAAGGUACCUUGCACGUCAUCACUAAUGACACCGGCGUAACAAACAACGGUCAGCUGAAGCUCAUGCUAAAUCACAUCCCAGUCAGGGCGCUCGAUGAGGAGUUUGCGCUGGACGAGGUCGAGGUGGCGCUUGAUAAGAUUCUCACCACACCAACGUGCGAUGAGGAGCUGUCCCUGGGGGAGGAGAGACAAGUAAAGAUGAUUGUAUGAGAGAACGCGAAGAAACGCAUCAGGAACUAUCGAGCGAAACAUAUGCAUAUUGCAGG
Messenger RNA from Chara braunii, 739 nucleotides. Lineage: Eukaryota; Viridiplantae; Streptophyta; Charophyceae; Charales; Characeae. The record is from the annotation of a GenBank genome assembly.